Messenger RNA from Ostrea edulis (European flat oyster), 840 nucleotides. RefSeq lists its product as uncharacterized. The transcript has a single exon. The record is from RefSeq and is a predicted model, not a curated record. Lineage: Eukaryota; Metazoa; Mollusca; Bivalvia; Ostreida; Ostreidae. The coding region runs from base 1 to 840 and encodes 279 amino acids.
AUGACUGUGUGGAUGACUGUGUGGAUGACUGUCUGGAUGACUGUGUGGAUGACUGUGUGGAUGAUUUUGUGUAUGAGUGUGUGUAUGACUGUGUGGAUGACUGUCUGGAUGACUGUGUGGAUGACUGUGUGGAUGACUGUGUGGAUGACUGUCUGGAUGACUGUGUGGAUGAUUGUGUGGAUGACUGUGUGGAUGACUGUCUGGAUGACUGUGGAUGACUGUGUGGAUGACUGUCUGGACGACUGUCUGGACGACUGUCUGGAUGACUGUCUGGAUGACUGUGUGGAUGACUGUGUGGAUGAUUGUGUGGAUGACUGUUUGGAUGACUGUCUGGAUAACUUGUGGAUGACUGUCUGGAUGAUUGUGUGGAUGACUGUGUGGAUGACUGUCUGGAUGACUAUGUUGAUGACUGUCUGGAUGACUAUGUGGAUGAUUGUGUGGGUGACUGUCUGGAUGACUGUGUGGACGACUGUGUGGAUGACUGUGUGGAUGACUGUGUGGAUGACUGUGUGGAUGACUGUGUGGUUGACUGUCUGGAUGACUGUGUGGAUGACUGUCUGGAUGACUGUGUGGAUGACUGUCUGGAUGACUGUGUGGAUGACUGUCUGGAUGACUGUGUGGAUGACUGUGUGGAUGACUGUUUGGAUGACUGUCUGGAUGACUGUGUGGAUGACUGUGUGGAUGACUGUCUGCAUGACUGUGUGGAUGACUGUGUGGAUGACUGUCUGGAUGACUGUCUGGAUGACUGUGUGGAUGACUGUGUUGAUGACUGUGUGGAUGACUGUCUGGAUGACUGUGUGGAUGACUGUGUGGAUGACUGUCUGGAUGACUUGUGGAUGA